CCUUUAUCCCUACGCGUCUUCCGCUGGAAGUGCGAGGACGACUGUACAUACCACUGCAUGCGGGCGGUUGAGGCCUGGAAGUCCACGGGAGGAAAGGGCCCCAUUGAGAAGUACUACGGAAAGUGGCCCUUCCUCCGUGUGCUCGGAAUGCAGGAGCUAGCCUCCGUGCUUGCUUCCCUUGCAAACCUCAUUGCACAUGCGAUAUGCCUCAGCCGCCUCCUGCCGCUGGCGGAAGUACCUGCAACGGGCUCGUCGUGCAGCAGAUCUCUGUACCCUUUCCUCUGGAUGUGGACUGCCUACGGCUGCCUUCACAUGAAUGCCUGGUUUUGGAGCGCUGUCUUCCAUUCCCGUGACACGCGACUAACAGAACGCCUGGACUACAUCAGCGCCAUUUGUUUGGUUGCGUUCGGACUGUUCGCGGCUGUGGCUCGGAUUCUAUGGGGCUCAAUGCGCCGGUGGCACCAUUUCGCUGCCGCUGCCACCGCAGCCAUCACUGCCGGAUUGGCCGCACACCUGUACUACAUGUUGUACGUCAAGUUUGACUACGGCUGGAACAUGCGCGUGUGUGUCAUAGCAGGCAUCGUGACUGCGGCCCUAUGGCUCGGAUGGAAUGCUUGGACACGGCACCCAGCCCGCUACAAGAUGUACGUGUUUAUGCUGCUGGUCCAUCUCAGCAUGCUGCUGGAGGUUCUCGAUUUUCCACCCAUCGGCGGGCUCCUAGACGCACACGCGGCCUGGCACGUCGCCACGGUGGUGCUCACGCCGUUGUUCUACAGCUGGUUGCAUGCAGAC
This is a messenger RNA of Volvox carteri f. nagariensis, 792 nucleotides long. RefSeq lists its product as uncharacterized. Lineage: Eukaryota; Viridiplantae; Chlorophyta; Chlorophyceae; Chlamydomonadales; Volvocaceae. The annotation marks the transcript as partial. Gene Ontology annotation, molecular function: hydrolase activity, acting on ester bonds. The transcript is spliced from 2 exons. The record is from RefSeq and is a predicted model, not a curated record. Gene Ontology annotation, biological process: GPI anchor biosynthetic process. Gene Ontology annotation, cellular component: endoplasmic reticulum membrane.